This is a messenger RNA of Rhinichthys klamathensis goyatoka, 1121 nucleotides long. It is a transcript of the gene vtcn1, whose product is annotated as V-set domain containing T cell activation inhibitor 1. The coding region runs from base 166 to 1008 and encodes 280 amino acids. The record is from RefSeq and is a predicted model, not a curated record. The transcript is spliced from 5 exons. Lineage: Eukaryota; Metazoa; Chordata; Actinopteri; Cypriniformes; Leuciscidae.
UGCUGAUCUCUUUCAGUGGAAGUACAGUUUGAAACUAGUCUGGGGAUUAGGAAGUGCUCGUCCAUCUUAGCCUGUUGAUUUAUUCUGCCAUCGACAGAGAUGGUGAACAGAGUGGAACAUCGAUUCAUCAAAGAUACUGCUUGAAAGUAGGAACAGAUUACCAGAAUGGCUUCAAUUGGACAAAUAAUCUUUGCAAGUAUGAUUGUUCUGAUAGUAGUCAUUUCUGGACUCAUCAUUUUCAUUUUGGCUAUUGCAUUUUCAGUGUCCCAGGGUACCGUUGAGAGCAGCAGUCCCUCUACUGUGGGGAAUCUUGAGGAGGAUGUGGUCCUGGAUUGCAGGUUUCUUAGCAACAGUGGCAAUGAGCAAUUGAGUGAUGUGUCAAUUACUUGGCUAAAAGAUGCUGUGAGUGGUGUGGUCUAUGAAUACAAAAACAAAGCAGCCCAGCUCCAGGGGCAGAACAAACAGUUCAAAAACAGGGCCCAACUGUUCUCAGAUGCUAUAUCAACUGGCAACGCCUCCCUUCUGCUGAGAAAUGUGAAGAUGGAGGAUGAGGGUGUGUAUCGCGUCACUGUCAAUGCACCAAAAGUCUCAGGGACUACCAGUGUUAACCUUAGAGUGGCUGCUUUCACAGCUCCCACAUUUACUCGAUGGGGAAAUGGCACUCUAUUUGCUGAGGCUCAUAGAUGGUUUCCCAAACCAGAGGUUAGCUGGAUGAGUCAGAGUGGGCAGCUUUUAAACAGCAGCACCAAUUUCACCAACAACAACGCUGGAAUCAUGCGAGUUACUAGUGUCCUCGAAACACAAGUAAAAGUGGAUGACAUCUACACCUGUUUUAUUGAGAACGCUCUUGUGAAAGCUAUCUCAGAGGCAACUGUAACAGCAAACAGUGUGACAGACAAGACACACUUCAUUUUCAGUGCUGCAUCUACAAAAGUGUCAUCCUUACAACUUCUGUUCACAGUCAUCCUUAUUCUCUCUGUAACCCAGACAAGUAUCUCCAGUGGUUGACUGAUGUUUUCUCAGGUUGGUUGCUGACAGUACAUACAAAAAUGCAAUCUAUUAACCAUACAUCCUGAACCAUAAUGACAAUUCCCAAUAAAAAGACAAACUGUAUUUAAAAA